Molecule: messenger RNA, 3324 nt
Organism: Hordeum vulgare subsp. vulgare (domesticated barley)
Lineage: Eukaryota; Viridiplantae; Streptophyta; Magnoliopsida; Poales; Poaceae
Product: protein FAR1-RELATED SEQUENCE 5-like
Exons: 3
Coding region: 1476-2285 (269 amino acids)
Biological process (GO): regulation of DNA-templated transcription
Molecular function (GO): zinc ion binding
Source: RefSeq, a predicted model, not a curated record
AACAAAAAAGUAACAAAAACACAAAAAGUUAGCUGAUAUAUUGUCUUCAUCUCACACAAACACAUGCGGGGAGGAAGGACUUCCCCAGAAAAACAACAAGGGACACGCCACACAAAAAGAUGGAUUCUUACUUUGUGGCUGCUCAUGACAGAGAUCGUGAGACUGUCGGUGCAUCACGCACUGUGUUACAUCAAUCGGCAAACACAGACCAAACACUGGAUGCAUCGUCUAAUCGCACACCAAAUGAUGACCAUGCAAAUGAGGAUGAAGGCAUGCCGGAGGUGAUGUCCACGCCACAGCAACCCACAACCAUGAUGAGAUUUGACACUCUUGAGGAUGCUGAAAAACACUAGAAAAUGUAUGCGAGGCAGAAAGGUUUUGGAGUGAGGUAUUGUUUCAGAAAAAAGUCAGAGGCUAGUGGUGAACUGAUAAGAGCAUCCCUUGUGUGCCAUAGAGCUGGGCUGAAGAUUAACAAGAAAGUAGACACCCCAAACCCGCAACCUAUUGCCCUUGAGAGGUGGAGGAAUACAACUGAAAGAACAAACUGCCCAACCCGUAUGUUUGUGAAGCGAAGAGAUAAUUCCUGGGUUGUUACAGAAAUAAAUGACGACCAUAACCACCCUCUCAUCAAGAAGUGGUCGCUGACAGGGUACCUACGAUCCCAUAGACAUAUCCCUGAAGAAGAAGAACAGUUUGUGAAGUUGCUUGACUAGUGCAAUCUGGAACCUUCUAGACAGAUGCACUUGUUGACAGAGUUGCAUGGCCAACAUGAAGCAAUUGGUUACACUGACAAAGACUUGGCAAACUUGCUGGCAAAGUUCCGGGCUGAGCACGAAUACACUGAUAUGCAGGACACGAUUGAGUACUUUAAGAGCAAUCAACAACUUGAUAAAGACUUCUUUUACAAGUACAAGCUUGAUGAUGAUGAUAAGGUCCAAUGCAUUUAUUGGAUUGAUGGUUUAGCGAGAAGGGCUUACAUGUUUUUCAAUGAUCGUGUCUCUUUUGACACAAUGUAUUUGGCCAAUAUAUACAAGAUGCCUUGUGCCCCGUUUAUUGGUAUAAACAACCAUGGACAGUCAAUUCAGUUUGGCUGUGGUUUUGUUAGGAAUGAGCUAUCGACAAGCUUCGUUUGGCUAUUUGAGACAUUCCUAGAGGCAAUGGGUGGUUUGGCUCCAACCAAUAUCAUAACUGAUCAAGAUUUUGCCAUGAGGUUUGCUAUUCAGGAUGUUUUUCCCAAUACAACACACCGAAACUGUCGUUGGCACAUAAUGCAAAAUGCAACUGAGAAGCUUGGUCCGCUCCUAGCGAAACACCCAGAGUUGCAAGCUGAGUUCAAUGAUUGUGUCAAUGAAAUCUACGCUCCUGAAGAGUUUGAAGCAAGGUGAAUUGCAAUGGUUCAGCAACAUGGGGUUGCAGAGCACCCAGACUUUGUUUAUUUGUAUGAGAAACGAACAUGUUGGGUGCCUGCCUAAUUUAUGCACAAGUUCUACCCCUUUCUCCAGACCACGCAAAGGAGUGAAGGCUUCAAUGUUGUGCUCAAAAAGUAUGUCAACCCACAAAACUCAAUCAUGGACUUUAUUCACCAAUAUGCUGCCAUACAAGAGAAGAUAAUGUGUGCUGAGAGCAAGCAGGAUGCAGACACAACAAUCACAACAGCUAGGAAGUGGAGAUACAACCCAAUUGAGCUCCAAAUGUCAAGUAUCUAUACGCGCAAUAUUUUUGUUACGUUCCAGGGGGAGAUGCAGUCACUGUUGUCGUACAGCUGUAAGCAGACGGGUGCCCAAGAGUACAUGGUUGACUGCAUUGCAAAGUUUGUCCCGGCAUAUGGCAGCAAGUCCUUUAAGGUUCAUGCAAAUGUUGAAGAAGGGGUGUAUAUGUGUGAAUGUUGCAAGUAUGAGCACGAUGGGAUCGUCUGUUGCCAUAUACUAAGGAUCAUGGUCCAGCUUGGUGUUACCACGUUGACAGCGGCAUACAUACUCAAGAGAUGGAUGUGGCUUGUGGAGGAAAUGCUCGUUGAUAUGUCAUCACAAGUCCCUCGCAAGGUGCAUGAGAUGCGUGAGGAGUCGGUGAUUCUGAUGAAAACAACCUUCAUAAAGAAUGAGUUUGCCUCACUUGCUAAAGUUGGGUGCCGCACAUCUGAUGGUCGAAAUAUAAUAGGUACACACUUAAAAGAGAUGAAGAGGGAGCUAGCUGCGCUUGCAAAAGAACAGGAAAAAAAGAGAAUCAAGGAUGAUGUUGCUCCAGUUUUUUCAGCGACUACUCCAAGUGCACCAUCUAUGUCAUAAUAUGCUGCUCAACAUGCCUAUUCUGCCCAAGUUCAUGGCUCCAAUAACCAAGCUCAUUCUUCCUAUGGAGCUCCUUUCGAGCCAAACAUUAUGGGCCACGGUGCUAGAGCAACAGCUGCAAGUACACACACUAUGUCAAAGUCUGCUGCUCUAGGUGCAUCUUCUGCCCGAAGUGCUUUGGCGGUUGCAGCAAGUGCGCCGACUAUGUCAAACACUGCUACUCCGGGAGUCUAUACUGCCCAAGCUGCUGCUCGCUCCAACAACCAAGGUCAUUGUUCCUAUGCAGCUCCUUUCAAGCCAACCACUUAGGGCCGAAGUGCUUCGGUGGCUGCUGUGAGUGCACCACUUAUGCCAAAUCCUGAUGCUCCGGGUGUUUAUUCUGCCCAAGUUGUUGCCUCCAACAACCAAGGGCGUUCAUCCUAUGUAGCUCCUGCCGAGCCAAACAUUCUGGGCCACGGUGCUACAGCGGCAGCUGCAAGUACAAAUAUUAUGUCAAAGUCUGCUCCUCUAGGUGCAUAUUCUGCCCGAAAUGCUUCGGUGGCUGCAGCAAGAACGACAACUAUGUCGAACACUGCUACUCCAGGAGUCUAUACUGCCAAGCUGCUGCUGGCUCCAACAACCAAGGCCAUUCUUCUCAUGCAGCAGCUUCCGACCUCCAAAUUCAGGGCCAAAUUGCAUCCGUGAGUGUUAUGGGUCCGUACGCUUGGGCAAUGGAUGCUGCUACAAAUGCUAUUUCUACCUUGGUUGAUGGCUCGGACAAACAUCACCAUUCUUCACAUGUAGUUGCUCCUGAGCCUAUCAUUCAUGACCCGUAGAAGUCAAACAUGAAAGGGCGCAAAAGGAAGAAGUCGUUCCAGCACCCAUUGAACAUUGGGAAGAGAGAAAAAAAAGACUUGUUGACUGUGUGGAUCAAACACACAUGAUGCAAGGACAUGCUCAACAAGGGAUAAACCCGCCCCCCUCCAAACUGAAGAAGAGAUGUUUUCCUGAAUGCGUUGUGUAAUUUUGAUUCAAAUUAUAUAUAAAAUUCUAGAUGUUA